GCAUCUCCUGAGUCCGUUGAGCCAUGCUUCUCAAGCGCGUGCCGACGUGGCCCCUCUGCAGCGCAGCAUGAGCUGGGCACUCGUGCGGACGAUACCACAACGUUUCCGUAGCCAUUUUGGCUCAAGCCAUUCCGGGUCAAGCCAUCUUAGUUCAAAGCUACGUUUUCGUUGAAGCUAUUUGCUUCAUUUUAGAUCUCUUGCUUUACCUCCUCGCGCCAUUCCUUUUCGCGCAACCAUGGCCUUCAUUGCGAGAGCUCUUUCGCUCGCGGGCUUGUUGAUUACCGUUGGCGCGCAAGAGGCAUCGGACUACAAAGAGGUCGCGCCAAAUCCAAACGGCGGAGUGAAUCCGAGGUGCCAUGAGGUAGAUCCAGCAGGCACGUGGAAAGAUGUAACAGAGGCUCAAUGCAAGAACUUUGUCUCGAUUCAGGGUGGCCAGUUUGCAAGCAAACCAGCGAGUAACGCACCGUGGGGGUGCUCCAGGGGCGACGGGGAUACUAACACGUACCAAUACGUGCAGCCUGGAAAUACGAAUUUUAAUGAGGAAAGCUCUGAGUACCACAUCGUCUGCAUCAAGGCCUCGUACACUGUCACUUGCCAGGGCAUGACCUGCCUUGAGAGGUUCAGGCAUUACUGCGAGGAGAACAAGGCAGGCUUCGGCUCCAACAAUAACGCGGCGGCGUCCGCGAAUUCUCCGAAGGACAUCCUCGUUGCCGAGUGCCCCGACUGCGAUGGCGCCGCCAGCACGGACAUUUGCCCAACGAAGCUUCGCUUGUACGAUGCCGCCGAGGAGGCGGAGCCGACUCCGAGGCUCGACAGGACGUCCGUGGCGGUGUCGGUCCCGCUCGGGUUGGUGUCCGCUCUCGUCGUUGUGGGUGCGCUCGUCCGCGUCUCCCGCAGCCGCGCGUCCAAUGGGCCAGCGCCCGUGGAGGACGAGCAAGAUUUGCUGCGCAAGUGAACGAGCACGCCUGUGGCAGCAGCUCCGGACCAGAGGAGACAGGGCUUGCCGAGUCCCGCAUGCUUUUUUGAGAUGCUUCUCCGCCUGACGUGCGCAAUCGCUUUGCGCCAGCUCAGCGAUCAAAGUUGCGUGCCUCUCUCUCUCCCUCUCUCUCGCGCGGUCUCUCAUACGAACAACCGUACAUCCUGCUGACCCCCCUUCCCCCCGACGCCCCUGUAGCCCUGCAUCUGUAUAGGGUAUCUGAUCUGCACUGAUCCGCUCGGCGCGCAGGAAGGAGACCAACCUCCUGCAGGCUCACGGGAACUUCGGGGCUUCCCUCAUUUCGAAUUGAGCUUGAAGUUUCGCUAGUCGCGAGAAAGCUUCGCUCCAUUUUUAUGUCUGUCCAGUAAGACAAAGUCAAGGAAGGUGCAUCUGCAGCGAAAAAAAA
Molecule: messenger RNA, 1382 nt
Organism: Prorocentrum cordatum
Lineage: Eukaryota; Dinophyceae; Prorocentrales; Prorocentraceae
Source: the annotation of a GenBank genome assembly